Cervus elaphus (red deer) is the source of this 609-nucleotide messenger RNA. RefSeq names its product proline-rich protein HaeIII subfamily 1-like. The coding region runs from base 1 to 609 and encodes 202 amino acids. NCBI's taxonomy places the organism in Eukaryota, Metazoa, Chordata, Mammalia, Artiodactyla, Cervidae. The record is from RefSeq and is a predicted model, not a curated record. The transcript has a single exon.
AUGCCGGCCUCACCUGAGCAGCCCGUCACGCCGCAGACUGGGCGGCCCCGCGCCCUAGACCCACGGCCGGGCGACCAGGGCGGGAGCAGAAGAGCGUCUGGCAGCGCCGAUCCGGAGCGGCCCGGGGAGGCCGGGAGGCGGGGUCCCGCCGCCACGCCCCCGUCGCGGCGUCCCGCCCCCACCACCUGGGCGAGCUCCGCCCGGUCCCCGCCACCUGGAGGAGCCUCGCUUCCGCAGCCGCGGUGGGGACAGGGGCGUCCGGAACCGCAGCUCCCCUUUUCCUCUCCGCCUCGCGGCCCCUCGGCCGCCCCUCUCUACUUCCGGCGCGGGACCCCCACCUCCUGUCCCCGCACACCUCUCGCGCCUGUAAUUGUGGGCCUUCGCGGGGCUGGCCGAGAGUUCCCGCCGGGACCUGGCGCCGCCCGGGCCCGCGUCCGGGUGGUCGCACGGUCCGCGCCCCCGCCCCGGCACUCCCCCGCCCGCUCCCUCGCGUCCAAUCCGUCGCCGAGUUCCAAGCCACGCCCUGAUCCGACCCCGACCCUCAGCCCGGACCCCAGCCCCUCCUUGGCUUCGCCGGCCGAGAGCUACUGCCCGCCUGGCCCCAGCUGA